CGAACACGACAGAGGCUCCUGUAGCUUCGCAAUCAGGCAUUCUUGCGCAUGCCAAUAGUGAGUUAAUUGGAAAUAAUUAGAAUCAGGUGCUCACAUACAAUUAUCAAAGAAAAUAUGCCAUGCUGGCUCCUGCUUCACACGGGAAAAGUUAUGGAGCUUUAUCAGAGCGAACAUCCGCUAUCGAUGCAUUGCGUGAGCUACCAACACUGAAUGUUGCCCAAUCGGUCAGGCAAGAGAGCUUAUCCGUACUGUCCUUUCCGUCUGCGCUCGGCCGCAAGGCAACCUCCAGCUGAUGAUGGUUCAUAUUACAAUUACCGUCGCCGCUCAUGUAACUUCCUAGUCUCACACACUCAUUACAUCGAUCGUUGAGUACAAUGGCCGUCAGCAAACCAGUGAUUCUGAUCACUGGUGCCAACCAAGGACUCGGCUACUAUGCUGCGCAACAGCUUGCAUCCACGGGGCAGUUCCAUGUUCUCCUUGGCAGCCGCAGUGUCGAGAAGGCACAUGCCGCUAUUGAUGGACUACUGAGAGACCCGGUGUAUGCAGUCAGCAAAGAAGAUCUCGAAGUCUUGCAAAUUGAUGUGACUGACGACGAGUCGAUUUCGGCGGCUGCUGCAGAGGUGCAAAGGCGUUUUGGAAAGCUGGACAUGCUGCUGAAUAAUGCUGGAAUUUCCGGCAAUCAGUCUGCGACAGCAGAACAGACUUUGCGCGAGGCAUAUCAUCAACAAUUCGACACCAAUGUGUUUGGCGCUGCUGCCGUGACCGAGGCUUUCCUGCCACUUCUCAAAAAGGGCGAGAGCAAACGGCUAGCUUUUGUUUCGACUGGCCUGAGUUCGCUACAGAAGGCGGCAGACGGCAGUCAGCCGAUGAGUAAGUUCCCGCUCUAUCGCACGACAAAAGCUGCACUCAACAUGGUGAUGCUCUAUUACGUGCAUGAGCUGGAGAAGGAAGGCUUUGUUGUAAGCGCACCAGCCCCUGGCUUUUGUGCCACGAACCUGAAUGGUGGCGCCGGCAAGAAAGACCCGCGAGAUGGAGCAAAAAUGCUGGUCAAAGCAUUGUUGGGGAGUAAGGAGGAGGUGCACGCGUGCGUUGUGAGUGAGUCUGGAAAGGAGCCAUGGUGAUUGGAGAGUUUCGUCUGAGCCUGCACAUUCUUCUGCCGCAGGCAAGCCUGAACUUCGCUCGACGGACUUUAUGCCAUCUAGUUAGGAUUGGGGUAUCUGAUCCCCCCUCAAGUUGGGGCUCUCAAGGUAGCUCAAGGAAAUAGAUCUUAAACAGCAGUAUCGGUUGCGUGAUCCGUCUC
Messenger RNA from Dissoconium aciculare CBS 342.82, 1300 nucleotides. Its product is annotated as putative carbonyl reductase. NCBI's taxonomy places the organism in Eukaryota, Fungi, Ascomycota, Dothideomycetes, Mycosphaerellales, Dissoconiaceae. The record is from RefSeq and is a predicted model, not a curated record. The transcript has a single exon. The coding region runs from base 375 to 1121 and encodes 248 amino acids.